Molecule: messenger RNA, 987 nt
Organism: Prorocentrum cordatum
Lineage: Eukaryota; Dinophyceae; Prorocentrales; Prorocentraceae
Source: the annotation of a GenBank genome assembly
AUGGCCGCCCUGGGCGCGAGGGCCGCUGGGCUCGCGAGCCUGGUUCUUUUUGCCGCCGCCGGCUGCCCGAAGGGCUCGGCCGAGGGGCCCGACGGGUGCGAGGUCUGCAAGCUGGGCGAGUUCAGCGCGGCGGGCGGCGAGGCGUGCGAGCAGUGCCCUCCCGGCAAGUUCAGCGGAGUUCAAGGCGCGAGCGCCUGCACGAGCUGCCCGCCGGGCACCUACUCGGAUCAGGAGGGCAGCAUCGUGGUGGACCAGUGCAAGAACUGCAGCGCCGGGCGCUACAGCUCCACCCCUGGCCUCGCCGACGCCAGCGGCUGCCAAGCGUGCCCGCCGGGCAAGUGGGGCUCGGACCCGGGCGCGACCUCCGAGGAGGCGGCCUGCGGCGGCUGCGCCCCCGGCAAGUGGGUCAGCGCCGCUGGCUUCUGCAUGGAGUGCCCGGCCGGCAGGUGGAGCGACCAGGUCAACGCCAGGUCGGACCUGAAUUGCGUGGCGUGCGAAGCCGGCAGGUACAGUAACACCACGGGCGCCUCCGCCGCCGCCGCGUGCCUCGAGUGCCCGCCCAGCGAGUGGGCGCACAACCGCACCGGCGCGGCCUCGCCGUCCGCCUGCACGGGGUGCAGCCCCGGCAAGUGGACCAACCACUCGGACGGCGGCUGCGCUGAUUGUUCUCCCGGGAGGUGGAGCGACCAAGUAAACGCCAGGUCGGAGCUGAACUGCGUAGCGUGUGACGCUGGCAGGUAUAGCAACACAUCUGGCGCGUCUUCGGAGUCGGCAUGCUUGAAAUGCCCAUCCGCUGCGGAGAAUCACAUGGCGGGCAUCGCGUCCGAGGCGGCCUGCUUCUCCACGGCCACCGCCUCCACCACGGCCUCUGCCGCGUGGCAAGCGCCGUGGGCCCCGGCGCCGUCGGGACGACGCGGCGCCGCGAGGAGCAAGUCACCAUGUGGGUGCUCAACCUCAACAUCUCUAGUGCGGCGAGCAAGCAGGUAG